Molecule: messenger RNA, 3081 nt
Organism: Anopheles cruzii
Lineage: Eukaryota; Metazoa; Arthropoda; Insecta; Diptera; Culicidae
Exons: 5
Coding region: 67-846 (259 amino acids)
Biological process (GO): purine nucleotide metabolic process
Cellular component (GO): cytosol
Molecular function (GO): GMP kinase activity
Source: RefSeq, a predicted model, not a curated record
CAUCACUGGUGCCGGCAAGCCUGCGGUAGCACACACCUUCGCCGAUCCGGGGAAUAUUCCACCUCGAUGUUACUCAACAUUUGGUGCCGGCUACCAGCACUAAGGUCCUGCGUAAACGCGAAUCUUAUCUGCCAAAUCAGUUUAACGGUACCUCCUAAGCAACCGCACUUCCGACAGUUUUUAGCAGCUAAAGCAUUUUCGCACCUCACCAAGAUGGUUAAGCAAGGACCACGGCCGCUUGUGAUCUGUGGCCCAUCGGGUUCCGGCAAGAGCACCCUACUGAAGAAGCUGUUCAAAGAGUUUCCCGAUACUUUCGGGUUUAGUGUCUCACACACCACACGCAAACCGCGGCCCGGAGAGGAAAAUGGCAUCCACUACCACUUUGUGUCGGUCGAAGAGAUGCAAGGCGCCAUCGAAAAUGGUGAAUUCAUCGAGACGGCCGUUUUCAGUGGCAACAUGUACGGUACCAGCAAAAAGGCAGUUGAAAACGUGCAACAUCAGGGGAAGGUAUGCGUCCUGGACAUUGAGAUCGAAGGCGUGAAACAGAUUCGCAACUCGGACCGGCUCAAUCCACUGCUAGUGUUCGUGAAUCCGCCAUCGGUCGAUGAACUGGAACGUCGGCUCCGCGGACGCAAGACGGAGACAGAGGAAAGCCUUCAGAAGCGCCUCAACACGGCUCGCAUUGAGAUUGAAUAUGGAACAACAUCCGGAAACUUUCAUGUGGUCAUCCAGAAUAACAAUCUGAAACAGGCGUAUGAUGAUUUGCGCGACUUUAUCGUCCGCGAGCUUGAAACUCAACAGAACCAAGGUAUUAAUGUUAGUUUGAAGCGUGUGUAUGAUGAGUGAAAAGAUUUAAUGCGCCCCGCUGACCCAACUCUACUGAUGCUGACGAAUCCCAUUCCCAUCCUUCGUAACCGAAGAAAUGAUGCCUGUUUUGUUUGUGUGUAAUCUGUCAUUCCCCGACACAGUUCUACCGAAUGCAGUAGAACGAAUCGUAGAAACAAGAUAAAGUCACUAAUAGUAUCGUAGCGGCCAAACACGAGAGGAAGCGACCAUAGGGGGAAAGAACCAUUUACUGAUACCCGCAUCCUUAGGGCCGAAUGUAACACACGUUUUCUCUUUGACUGUUAUUCUCUAACGAUGAAUCUAUCCACUGCGCCUUUGCAAUCAACAACAAACUGCAAACACUGCAUUUUGAAGAUGACACCCAUUUCGAGAAUGGUGCAAUUCGAAACCCACCUGAAAAUGGGAGUACAAUGUUUUCACACUAAUCAUCGGAUACGGCUUGUAAAAGAAUUAAGGUUUUUUUGAUAAGAGUUUACCAUGCUUUACGUUCCAUACUCGAUGCAUUCUACCUUACUCCGGGUAAGUUUUGGUACACUUUUUUACAAUCGGAGCAAAGGAUCGUUAUUUUUAUAUCUCAGUCUUAAUUACACCAACAAAACUGCGUAGAAUAAUGCUGCGCUUCAAAUGUUACCGACCUGCCAGGGUGCGGAUGGAGCGUGUUUUGUAUUGUGGAAAAGAAACCCGUUUGCCAACGAUAGAGAGUAUGAAGCUUUGUGUUUAAGAAACAAUGAGGACAAUAUUCGAUACAUUCCAGUGUUACGGGCCGGUUCGUUCUUUCGCCCGUUCGUUCAAACCCGGUCGAAAAGAUCACUUAAAUGUGUGAAACAAAUAUUUUUCCAAAAAUCUGACUACAUCGAUUAAGCGUAAGGAACAAUGGCGAGCGCAACAAACGUUCAACCAUAUUAAUUGAAUCAUAUCUUAAAACUUCAUUAAAUUCUCGUCAAAUUAAAAGCGAUUGGAGCUAUAUUCCAACAAGAUCGACGAUAAAACCCAUUAACCCACUUCGUUCGUUGACGGUUUGACGGUUCAAUGCCAAGCAAACACGCGAAUGAUAAUCGAUAUGCUAACGUGCGAUUGAGUAUUGAGUUUGUAUUUUAACUAAAUUAUCCCGUCCCGUGUGUUUGCAUGAUUUAACCGAAGGAUUGAUUGCUUGCUUGUUGCCCUGUUGUCGAAGAAAGUGAAUUGUACUAAUGAUGCGUUUGCAUAAACGGUUCAUUUAUGGAAUUGGCUAAUGGCGUGCUGCUAAUUGUCGUUUGUUUUGGCCUCGGACGUGCCCCUCUACUUAGCAUCCCCCCGGGAGAGAUGAUAUUAAUUAGACCGUUAUUUUGUUUUGCUCCAUUUAGAUGUCUUUUUUGUAACCUCUUUGGUGAGCAGUUACAAAACGUUCGAAGUUUAGAUUCGAAGCAUCACGUGGACGAGUCAACAAGGGGUUGGCUUCCGGGCGUGUUUCGCCUGCAAUUGACAUUUCCUGUGGCGGGGUUUUCCCCGUCAGCAUCACACCGUUCUCAGCCACCAUUUCCGGGGCGAAAGAGUGCGUUUCGAUCGCGACAGUGUUCAGAGGACGUUUAGAGCCUCUAACUGCUGCUUUCGGAACUGGCAUGCGUUAGUUCACCAGCAAGGUGCAAGGAGCAAGAAUGAAUUCCAGAACCCAAAAGUCGCUCACACCGCACAUCCGCCUUCUGCCUUGCCUAGUGCGCUCCCAACAAGUCUGCCAAUACCCACAGCAUCUUGGAAAGGAUAGGACGAUACUGGCCACGGGCUCGAUCUCUUAUCCUUCAUCAACGCUGUGCAAUGCUUUUUAAUUCGUUUUCGUUGCUGUAUUAUGUGUAAUUGUGCAACUUCCGCCUUCUUUCCUAGUAAGCAAAAGCAAUUUAUUUAGGGCAAUAAAAUCUUUGUUAGGUUUAGAGUAGAAUUGCCACUGAACGCUGCACGGCCAAAACAUUGGAUGCGAAUAUUAAACGGAUGGAAAACAAGCGAGGAUUUACACUGUUAGGACCUGAAGAGAUUACACACACACACCAGAUUUGAACAGAUUUAUGAAGGUGAGCAAGGAAAAAGAUAAGGUUAUUAAUGUUCGCAGAUUUUUGGUGUUUAUGGUAGUUGUUAGUUGAGAAAAACAAACUCUAUUAACUAUUAACACAAAAUAAAAUCACCAUGAAACUACAGUAGUAUACCGCAAAUAAGAAAGUGCCCUAGUAUGUGUUUUCAUUUUCUUACGUUAGUAUCGAAUAAACA